Messenger RNA from Notechis scutatus (mainland tiger snake), 3087 nucleotides. The record is from RefSeq and is a predicted model, not a curated record. Lineage: Eukaryota; Metazoa; Chordata; Lepidosauria; Squamata; Elapidae.
AUGCUCUUCCCUCUCUUGUGGUGGAAUUUCAGAGUCUUUGUGCUCUCUCUCCUUCUGAAGAAAAGCCUCUCCUUAAACCCAGAUGAUCCAAAUGUUUGCAGCCACUGGGAAAGCUACGCCGUGACUGUUCAGGAGUCCUAUGCACAUCCCUUCGAUCAGAUCUAUUAUACAAGAUGCACAGAUAUCCUCAACUGGUUCAAGUGCACUCGGCACAGAAUCAGUUAUAAAACGGCCUAUCGGAGGGGGCUGAGGACGAUGUAUCGGCGACGGUCUCAGUGCUGCCCAGGAUAUUACGAGAGUGGGGACUUCUGCAUCCCUCUCUGUACUGAAGAAUGUGUCCACGGACGGUGUGUGUCUCCCGACACCUGUCACUGUGAACCAGGAUGGGGAGGGCCAGACUGCUCCAGCGGUUGUGAUCAGGACCACUGGGGCCCCCACUGCAGCAACCCUUGCCAAUGCCGGAAUGGAGCCCUGUGCAACCCCAUCACUGGUGCCUGCGUGUGCGCACCAGGGUACAAAGGAUGGCGCUGCGAGGACUUGUGCGAGCCGGGAACUUACGGGAAAGGCUGCCUGCUCAAGUGCCAGUGUCAUAAUGGGGCAACCUGUGACCACAACACAGGAGAAUGUCAUUGUGCACCUGGAUACACGGGAGUUUUUUGCGAAGAGCCAUGUCCUCCAGGCAGCCACGGAGUCCAGUGCGAACAGCGAUGCCCCUGCCAAAAUGGAGGGACCUGCCACCACAUCACCGGAGAAUGCACCUGUCCCCCAGGAUGGAUGGGUUCUGUGUGCGCGCAGCCUUGCCCAUCAGGAACAUAUGGGGUUAACUGCAGCCAAGAAUGCCCCUGCCACAAUGGAGGACAAUGCGAUCACGUGACAGGGGUCUGCCUGUGUACUGCAGGGUAUAUGGGAGACAGGUGCCAGGAGGAGUGUCCAGUGGGGACAUUUGGCUUCCAGUGUAUGGAGAAGUGUAACUGCGAGAACAGAGCCAAGUGCUACCAUGUCAACGGAGCGUGUCUGUGCGAUCUGGGCUUUAAGGGCAUCCAUUGUCAGGAGCGGAUCUGUCCCGAGGGAUACUACGGACUGAAAUGCAACAAAUGGUGUCCAUGUCACGCUACUAACACAGUCAGUUGCCAUCCUCUGUCUGGCGAAUGCAACUGCAAAGCUGGCUGGGCAGGGCUCUUUUGCAACGAAACGUGUGCACCAGGGUUCUACGGUGAAAGUUGUCGCCUUGUUUGCCAUUGUCAAAAUGGAGCGGAUUGUGACAGCAUCACAGGGAAAUGCACCUGUGGACCGGGAUAUAUGGGAGAGAUCUGCUCGGUUACGUGCCCUCCCGGGAGCUAUGGAAUCAAUUGCUCUUUGGUCUGCAACUGCAAAAAUGAUGGCAUGUGUUCCCCGGGAGAUGGCUCCUGCUUCUGCAGAGAAGGCUGGCAGGGAACCGACUGUUCCAUUCCAUGCCCGAGCAACACGUGGGGUCUGAAUUGCAACCAGACAUGUUAUUGUGCCAAUGGAGCUGCCUGUGACCCUGUGGAUGGAUCUUGCCUUUGUGGUCCUGGGUGGCAAGGAGAAAUCUGUGACCAGCCCUGCCCUGAUGGGACGUACGGCCUGAACUGCAGCGAACGUUGUGAUUGUGACCACGCCGAUGGCUGUGAUCCUUUGACUGGCUAUUGCUGCUGCCUUGCUGGCUGGACAGGCAUCCAUUGCGACAGUGUGUGCUCGCCUGGCCGUUGGGGACCCAACUGCUCCAUUGCCUGUAACUGUGAAAAUGGAGGUUCCUGUUCUCCAGAAGAUGGAAUCUGUGAGUGCGCCCCAGGCUACCGAGGGCCCAUGUGCCAGAGAAUUUGCCCCCCUGGGUUCUACGGGCUUCAGUGCAACCAGAUUUGUCCAGAAUGUCUUCACAGCACACUUCCCUGCCAUCAUGUCACAGGCCAGUGUGAUUGCCUCCCAGGGUUUUUCGGGCCCCUCUGCAACCAAGUGUGUCCAAGUGGGAGAUAUGGGAAAGAUUGCGCUAACUUGUGCUUGUGUACAAACAACGGGACCUGCAAUCCUACUGAUGGCUCGUGUCAGUGUUUCCCAGGAUGGAUCGGCAAAGAUUGCUCACAAACUUGUCCAGUUGGCUUCUGGGGCAGCGAUUGUUUUCAUUCGUGCAGUUGUCACAAUAGUGGGACGUGCAGCCCCCACAAUGGAGAAUGCCGCUGUACUCCUGGCUGGACGGGGCCCUACUGUUCUCAGAGGUGCCCAGCUGCCUUUUUUGGAAAGAACUGUGCCAACGUCUGCCAGUGCCAGAACGGGGCCGACUGCGACCACAUCACCGGGCAGUGCACCUGCAGAACGGGCUUCACCGGAAAACAGUGCGAGCAGAAGUGUCCACAAGGAACGUUUGGUUACGGCUGCCAGCAGCUCUGCGAAUGUAUGAAUAACGCCACCUGUGACUAUGUUACAGGGACCUGUUACUGCAGCCCCGGGUUCAAGGGAAUCAGGUGCGAUCAAGCGGCUCUCAUGAUGGAAGAAUUAAAUCCCUAUACUAAAAUUAGCCCAGCUCUUGGAUCUGAGAGGCAUUCAGUGGGAGCAAUCUCUGGAAUUAUUAUCCUCCUGCUAAUUAUUAUGGUUUUGCUGGCACUGUUUGUGUGGUAUCGACGUAAGCAGAAGAAAGGGCACGACAUGCCAAGCGUCUCGUACACUCCGGCCAUGAGGAUGACCAACACCGAUUACUCACUCUCCGACUACGUGAAGGAAUCUGCCCAUAGCUCCAGCUCCGCUUCCCUCAACAGCAGCGAAAACCCCUACGCCACCAUCCGAGACCCUCCCAUCCUGACCCGCAAACCGCCCGAGAACAGCUAUGUGGAAAUGAAGUCUCCUGCCCACCGGGACGCGUCGUAUUUGGACAUGCCAACCUCCUCGCCGGCUCACAAAAACAUCUACGACGUUGAGCCCACGGUCAGCGUGGUCCAAGAGAUGCGUCUCCGCAAUGCUGGUUACAUCCAAAACCCAUACGAUCUUCCCAGAAACAGCCACAUCCCCAGCCACUAUGACAUUGUCCCGCUAAGGCACAGCCCAACUCAUGGGACACUCUGGGAUAAGCCUUCUUAA